ACCCGACGCCCGAUCAUCUCGACUGCACGCAAUCGCCGCUCCUUCUACGAAUCCUACCAACACCUCACGAACUUCAAUCACAAUGGCUGGCGCUGUUGCUUUCAAGCCCAUCACGGGCAUGCUGCGACGAAACCUCGUCCUCGACCUCGGCAUCGGCCUCGGUCUCGGCUUCGCCAUGGCCAACGCCUACUGGUACGGCUACCACAUGCCUCGCACCCACGCUCGCGACAACUACUACUCCAAGCUCGAGCAGCAGAAGGCCGAGAAGCGCGGUGCCCAGGCAUAGAGAAUGGAUUGAGGAAACAGGAUGGCGGAUGAACAGAGAGAGAUGAGGAUUGCGUCGCUGUGGCAUUUAGACAAGUCGCGGGUCUGACGACCUUGUAUCAUAACCUGCCAGCAAUACAAGCUUGAGGACCCCC
Messenger RNA from Verticillium alfalfae VaMs.102, 419 nucleotides. RefSeq lists its product as hypothetical. The transcript has 4 exons. Bases 83 to 286 code for a protein of 67 amino acids. Gene Ontology annotation, biological process: mitochondrial electron transport, cytochrome c to oxygen. NCBI's taxonomy places the organism in Eukaryota, Fungi, Ascomycota, Sordariomycetes, Glomerellales, Plectosphaerellaceae. The record is from RefSeq and is a predicted model, not a curated record.